AUGUCUGCAGGAAGAAGGUUCCAUAUUUUGCCAAUAGAGUUGGCAAAUAGAGCAUCCUCUGCGGAGUUGUUAGCUUUGAGGAUACCAGAAACCUUUGAAGAUGUUGCUGUCAGUUUUUCAACAGAGGAGUGGAAAAUGCUGAGCAGCUGGGAGAAAGAACUGUACAAAGAAGUGAUGUCACAGAACUAUGAGCACAUGGUAUCACUAGGAUACAACAUCCCAAAGGAUCGACUAUUGCUGCUGAUUGAAAAACAUGACAAACUUACACCUGGGGUGUGGAAAGGAGCAGAGACCCUACCUCAGAUUACUGUCUGUGAUGAUUCCACCAACAUCUCCAGGGGCUUACACUGCUGCAAGAAUCCAUGUCAGUUGUCACUAAUUACGCCAUAUAAGUGUGCAACAUGUGAUAAAAGGUUUAAACAGAAAGUUGACCUCCUGUGCCAUGAAAAAGCUCAUACAAGAGAGAAGCCAUAUAAAUGUGCAGUAUGUGACAAGAGUUUUAUACAGAAGUUUCAGCUCACAUGCCAUGAGAAAACUCAUACUGGCGAUCGGCCUUAUAUGUGUGGUACAUGUGAAAAGAGUUUUUUAUUGAAAGUGCAGCUCACACACCAUGAGAAAAUUCAUACUGGUGAUCGGCCUUAUAAGUGCGGUGCAUGUGAUAAGAGUUUUGUAUUGAAAGUGCAGCUCACACGCCAUGAGAGAACUCAUACUGGUGAUCGGCCUUAUAAGUGCGGUACAUGUGAUAAGAGAUUUGUAUUGAAAGUGCAGCUCACAUGCCAUGAGAAAACUCACACUGGUGAUCGGCCUUAUAAGUGCGGUACAUGUGAUAAGAGUUUUGUAUUGAAAGUGCAGCUCACACGCCAUGAGAAAACUCAUACUGGUGAUCGGCCUUAUAAGUGUGGUACAUGUGAUAAGAGUUUUUUAUUGAAAGUGCAGCUCACACGCCAUGAGAAAACUCACACUGGUGAUCGGCCUUAUAAGUGUGGUGCAUGUGAUAAGAGUUUUAUAUUGAAUUAUCAGCUCACACGCCAUGAGAAAACUCACACUGGUGAUCGGCCUUAUAAGUGUGGUACAUGUGUUAAGUGUUUUGUAUUGAAAGGACAGCUCACAUGCCAUGAGAAAACUCACACUGGUGAUCGGCCUUAUAAGUGCAGUACAUGUGAUAAGAGUUUUGUAUUGAAAGUGCAGCUCACACGCCAUGAGAAAACUCAUACUGGUGAUCGGCCUAAUAAGUGUGGUACAUGUGAUAAGAGUUUUUUAUUGAAAGUGCAGCUCACACGCCAUGAGAAAACUCAUACUGGUGAUCGGCCUUAUAAGUGCGGUACAUGUGAUAAGAGUUUUAUAUUGAAUUAUCAGCUCACACGCCAUGAGAAAACUCACACUGGUGAUCGGCCUUAUAAGUGUGGUACAUGUGGUAAGUGUUUUGUAUUGAAAGGACAGCUCACAUGCCAUGAGAAAACUCACACUGGUGAUCGGCCUUAUAAGUGCGGUACAUGUGAUAAGAGUUUUUUAUUCAAAGUGCAGCUCACACGCCAUGAGAAAACUCACACUGGUGAUCGGCCUUUUAAGUGCGGUAUGUGUGAUAAGACUUUUGUAUUGAAAGAUCAGCUCACAUACCAUAAGAAAACUCACACUGGUGAUCGGCCUUAUAAGUGCGGUACAUGUGAUAAGAGUUUUGUAUUGAAAGUGCAGCUCACACACCAUGAGAAAACUCAUACUGGUGAUCGGCCUUAUAAGUGCGGUACAUGUGAUAAGAGUUUUGUAUUGAAAGGUCAGCUCACACUCCAUGAGAAAACUCAUACUGGUGAUCGACCUUAUAGGUGCGGUACAUGUGAUAAGAGUUUUGUAUUGAAUUGUCAGCUCACACGCCAUAAGAAAACUCACACUGGUGAUCGGCCUUAUAAGUGCGGUACAUGUGAUAAGAGUUUUUUAUUGAAAGUGCAGCUUACACGCCAUGAAAAAACUCAUACUGGUGAUCGGCCUUAUAAGUGCAGUACAUGUGAUAAGAGUUUUAUAUUGAAUUUUCAGCUCAUAGACCAUGAGAAAACUCACACUGGGGAUCGGCCUUAUAAGUGUGGUACAUGUGAUAAGAGUUUUGUAUUGAAAUGGUAUCUUACACAGCAUGAGAAAAUACACAGUGGGGAGAAGCCAUAUAAAUGUACAUGGUGUAAUAGCAGUUUUAAUCGAAAGUGGUCUUUAACAAGCCAUGAGAGAACACACACUGGUAAUAGUCCAUAUAAAUGUGCUACAUGUAGCAGGAGUUUUACACACAAAAGUGAUCUUCUAUACCAUGAAAAAACUCACUCUGGUGAUCGGCUUUAUAAAUGUACAAUGUGUGACAAGAGUUUUACACGGAAGAACAGUUUUGUGUACCAUAAAAAAACUCAUAUGGGAGAAAAGAAGUAACAGAAAGAAUAAGAAGUUUAAAGGUACAGGAUAUGAAAUGGUAUGAAGUAACAGCCAGAGAAACU
Molecule: messenger RNA, 2471 nt
Organism: Protopterus annectens (West African lungfish)
Lineage: Eukaryota; Metazoa; Chordata; Ceratodontiformes; Protopteridae
Product: zinc finger protein 431-like
Exons: 4
Coding region: 1-2406 (801 amino acids)
Biological process (GO): negative regulation of transcription by RNA polymerase II
Molecular function (GO): DNA-binding transcription repressor activity, RNA polymerase II-specific
Source: RefSeq, a predicted model, not a curated record